This is a messenger RNA of Brassica oleracea var. oleracea, 1742 nucleotides long. Its product is annotated as 3-oxoacyl-[acyl-carrier-protein] synthase, mitochondrial. Lineage: Eukaryota; Viridiplantae; Streptophyta; Magnoliopsida; Brassicales; Brassicaceae. The transcript is spliced from 14 exons. Bases 143 to 1534 code for a protein of 463 amino acids. Gene Ontology annotation, biological process: fatty acid biosynthetic process. The record is from RefSeq and is a predicted model, not a curated record. Gene Ontology annotation, molecular function: 3-oxoacyl-[acyl-carrier-protein] synthase activity.
UGACUUACCGAUUGAUUGGUUAAACCACCGGUUAACUAAACAAUCUAACCGUUCUCUUCUUAUUCAAGAUAAAAAAAAACUUCCCUGCUCCUCUUUGUCGCCGUCGUAUCCAGCCGUCAUCACCGUCGUCUCUGCGCGCGAAAUGGCGACCUCUUUCCUUCGCAGAAACUUGAACACUACUCGCUUCAGCUUAAACCGCUUUAUCUCUACAUCCUCUUCUUCUUAUUCUUCCCCACAUCGCCGCGUUGUUGUCACUGGUCUAGGAAUGGUGACUCCACUUGGACGAGGCGUGGAGACGACAUGGAGGCGUUUGAUUGGUGGAGAAAGUGGGAUUAGAGGACUGACACCUGAUGAUCUCAAGAUGAGUUCGUUUGAUGAAGAGACAAAGUUGUAUACUUUUGAUCAGCUUUCCUCUAAAGUCGCCGCCUUUGUGCCUUAUGGAUCAAACACAGGUGAAUUUGAUGAGGGUCUUUGGUUAAACUCCAAGGCAAUUGCGAAGUUCAUUGGAUAUGCUUUAUGUGCUGCUGAUGAAGCCUUGAGAGAUGCAGAGUGGUUACCAACCGAAGAGGAGGAAAAAGAAAGAACAGGAGUCUCUAUUGGCGGUGGAAUCGGAAGUAUAAGUGACAUUGUAGAGGCAGCGCAGAUGAUUUGUGAAAAGAGGCUGCGGCGGCUUAGUCCCUUUUUCAUCCCAAAGAUAUUAGUAAACAUGGCUUCGGGUCACGUUAGCAUGAAGUAUGGAUUCCAGGGGCCAAACCAUGCUGCUGUGACAGCUUGCGCAACUGGAGCCCACUCUAUAGGCGAUGCCACUAGGAUGAUUCAGUUUGGAGAUGCAGAUGUUAUGGUAGCAGGUGGAACUGAGUCCAGCAUUGAUGCUCUCUCCGUUGCUGGAUUCUCUAGAUCAAGAGCUUUGUCGACUAAGUUCAAUUCAUCACCGCAAGAAGCUUCACGGCCUUUCGAUUGUGGCCGGGAUGGUUUUGUGAUAGGGGAAGGCUCAGGGGUUAUUGUACUGGAGGAACUUGAGCAUGCAAAAAGACGUGGAGCAAAAAUUUAUGCUGAGCUUUGUGGAUAUGGGAUGUCAGGCGAUGCACACCAUAUCACUCAACCUCCUGAAGAUGGAAAAGGAGCUGUUUUGGCCAUGACACGUGCCUUAAAACAGUCUGGUUUGAGUCCAAAUGAAGUUGAUUAUGUAAACGCACACGCAACAUCUACCCCAAUGGGCGAUGCUGUGGAAGCAAGGGCUAUCAAGACCGUAUUCUCUGAUCACGCCACUUCAGGCACAUUGGCUUUCUCCUCCACCAAGGGAGCUACUGGUCAUCUUCUUGGAGCAGCUGGAGCUGUAGAAGCUAUUUUCAGCGUUCUUGCUAUACACCACGGAGUUGCUCCUCUGACGCUGAAUGUCAAGAAUCCAGAUCCCAUCUUCGACAAGAGUUUCAUGCCUUUAACCACUUCGAAAGAGAUGCUAGUUAAGACUGCGAUGUCGAACUCUUUUGGCUUCGGUGGAACAAAUGCAUCUUUGCUCUUUGCCUCAAUCUAAAGUCGGCAUGGCAAAAGUUUUGUAACAAUCUUUCUUCAAUUACAAUGUUGCAUAAUAGAAUAAAUUUCUUUUCAUUUCUCCUAGUUAACUUACAUUCGUUGAUAAAGAUGGGUUUCAAAUCACACUAUUGCUUGCAACUCUUUCAAGAAUAUCUUGACUUAAAUCCUUCUGUAAGAGGAAUAACUUUUGCGGACACUUUUGAUUGCAA